AUGACGCUUACUUUGUUUUUGGCACUACUGUAUAACUCAAUAAUCAUUGUCUAUGGGUCGCAUUUCCUUGGUGGAACUAUUACCUGGCAUCCAUUGAAUGAAUCUGCCACUGGGUCACCGGUAGCGAUUGUAAUAACUCAGACCUAUUCAUGGACAUAUUCACUGAUCCCAUGUACUACAGCCCAAAUUGCUGCCGCUCAAUUGAUUCCUGUUGGUGGAUAUACUUAUCUGAACACUCAAACACUUGAUUGCAUAAGUAAUUGCAAUCCUGGUGCAACUGGUUACGCUCCUCCACUUGUUAGACCAGAAUGUACUGAUAUUUCAGCACCAGUAGGCACCACUGUUGGACAGCGUUCUGAUAUUGUUUAUUUGCCAGCUGGGGACGAUUUUUCUGCUGCUUUUCAACAAAGUGCAUGGCGUCCACUAGCAACAGUUGCAAGUGCCGCCUGGUCGAUUUCAACGCACAUUUCUGUUAAAUCAAGAUCUGAUAAUGGCCUAUAUAACAAUGCUCCUGUGGCAACUGUGAUGUCUCCAAUCCAAAUUCCUGUCAAUCAGCCAACAGUUAUUACGGUACCUGUGGCUGAUGCCGACGGUGAUUCGACACGUUGUCGGUGGUCAACAUCGUCAAAUGGUGUCGAUGAAUGUGGCGGUGUAUGCCCACCUAGUUCACUACCAUCAGGUACUAUUAUCUAUCCAAACUGUACUAUUAUCAUCACUGGUAAUACUGUUGGCGACUGGUUUGCUGUGACAAUCAUGGUCGAAGAUUUUAUCUCUUCAACGAGCAUAACUCCACUCAGUACAGUACCCGUACAAUUUCUCGUUCAUGUUGUUGGCCCAUCACCAUGUGCUAAUGAUCCGGAAAUUGAUGGAAUACCACUCGAGGGAUCCUGUAUACCUAUAACAGUCGGUCAACCAUUCAACUCGGUUUUGAUUGCAAUCAACAAUUGUGGGCCAAGUGUAACUAUUGUCGAUAUUUCAACAUUAUCAUUUCCUGGUAUUGUAAAAGGAAAUCUCGUCGAAUCCAAUACGUCAACUUACUACAAAACGAUUUCAUGGACACCGACUUCAUCUCAACUUGGCUAUCAAGUUAUGUGCGCGAUGGCUUUCGAUAGUCAAAAUGCACAAUCAGCACAAUAUUGUUUCAAAUUCUACGUUUCGAGAAAUGGUGUUUGUGCUUUUCCACCACGACGACAACUUCAACGACUUCGACAACAACAACAACGACAACCGCAACGACAACAACAUCAACAACAGCAACGACAACAACGAAAUGUAUGCCUAGAUUGA
Messenger RNA from Rotaria sp. Silwood2, 1287 nucleotides. Lineage: Eukaryota; Metazoa; Rotifera; Eurotatoria; Philodinida; Philodinidae. The record is from the annotation of a GenBank genome assembly.